CUUGACGUCAUAUUGCAAAAUGCUGAUUUUCCCCUCUUGUUGGAUUCCAAGCUGAAAACAAAGCCAGGUUAAUGGUGUAGGCUAUCUGUUUAAUCCUGUUCAAACCAAAUGGCGGAACGUGAAGAAGAUGAAACGGAAGUGCCAAGACCGGUUAAGAUGAAAAGCAAAGCACGUCACUACGUCAGCGCCCAAGGAACAUCAGUGGACCCUGACUAUCUCACGACGGAAACAACCAAGAAACAAGAUGAACAAAACGAUCUGAAAACGAAAAUCAUCAAGAAAGAAGAUAUAAAGACGGAAAGAACCAAGAAAGAAGAUAUAAAGAAAAAACGAACCAGGAAAGAAGAUCAAAUGACGGAAAGAACCAAGAAAGACGGUCUGAAGACAGAAACGACAGAGAAAGAAGAACCAAAGCCGGAAAUCACCGACAGACGAGAUGGGUCAUACGAGUUUCUGAAGAGUCUAUGGGAAUCGCAGGAUCUCACUCUCGAUCCAGGGGGAAAGGUCGAUUACUACUGGAUGGGAAUCGUCGCCAUUGCCGUUGUCUACAACUGUGCCACUGUUAUCUUACGAGUGACCUUCUCAGAUCUCAGACAACGUCCAGUGUACCAAUGGUUGUUUUUCUUCCUGGACGCGCUGUUUGACCUAGUUUACCUGCUGGACAUCCUAGUACAAGCGAGGACGGGGUAUUUACACGACGGCUGUCUGGUGUUACAGGUUCCCAGACUCGUGCAGAACUACCGGAAACAGUCUUAUUUCGUGACGGACAUCGUAGCGAUUUUACCCUUCCAUACCCUGUACAAUAUGUUUGCAGGAACACUUAAUUCAUUUAACGUAUUUUACUUCGACGUUCACCCUUCUCAAUUAGUGAUCCCCAUUCUGAGACUAGUUCGGCUGCUGAAAUACGACACGGUGACACGAUUCUUUGAAAUAACAGACAGUCGAACCAGCAACCCGAACUUGCUGCGAGCCUUCAAGUUAUCUCUCUAUCUGUGGCUGGUCAUUCACUGGAUUGGAUGCAUUUACUACAUGAUAUCUGAGUAUGAAGGUCUCGGAUCCAACGAGUGGGUUUACACAGCAUUAAAGAAUAACAGACUUACACGGAAAUACAUUCGCUGCAUGUUUUGGUCAAUGAUGACGUUGACGACCAUAGGGGAGAGACCGCCCCCUGAAACGGACCUGGAGUACGUGUUCACCGGGAUGAUAUUUCUCAUUGGAGUCUUCGUGUUUGCGGCGGUCGUUGGCAACGUCGGCGAUGUGAUCAGCAACAUGCACGCCGCCAGACAAGAUUUCCAAUCACGAAUGGAUCACAUCAAGUUCUACAUGCAGCACCGCCGUAUUCCCGAGGAACUGCAGGAGAGAGUGAAGAAAUGGGGGGAAUACUCCUGGUCCAGAACGCAGGCCACAGACGAACCAGCCUUGUUGCGCUAUCUGCCUGACGGACUGCGCACUGAGAUCGCCCUGCACGUGCAUCUGAACACUCUGAAAAAGGUGAAAAUGUUUGAGGAAUGCGAGGAGGGACUACUGAGAGAGUUGGUCCUCAAACUGAGGCCACAGAUCUUCUCUCCAGGAGACUACAUCUGUAAAAUCGGCGAGAUAGGACGAGAAAUGUAUAUCUUGGACCACGGGAAAGUUGAGAUUUUAGUGCCAAAUCCAUUCUGUAGUACCAAUAUCCAGAUUGCGAUCCUCACACCAGGGAACUACUUUGGAGAAAUCAGCUUACUGAAACUCGGUAAAAACAGGCGAACUGCAGACGUUAGAGCCAUUGGCUUCUCACAAAUUCUGUGUCUUUCAAGAAAAGACUUACUUUCCGCGCUGGUAGAAUAUCCGGAUGCUAAGGCAAUCUUAGAGCAGCAAGCCAAAGAGAGAAUGGUGCAGAUGAUGGGAGUCAGUAGCACUAACAUGGGAUUGGAUCCAGGUAGUCAGAACGUACCUGAUGCUGUGGCGGAAGUGAUAAAACAGAAAGGUAUCCAGAAAGUCCCACUGAAAGGAAACGAACGGACCGAAUUGAGUGAACUACGACAGAUAAUAAAUGACCUGACAGCUAUGAAAUCUCAGGCACGGUCAGACAAAGAGGAGUCACUGAGUCAGAAGUGCCAGUCACUUGAAGCCGAAUGUAAAGAAAAGGAUGCUGAAUUACUAAAAAGGAACAACAGAAUAAUACAGCUAGAAACCAUCCUGAAAAUGACAGGUGCACUUUAUGAUGAGCUGGACGAUGAUUUGCUGAAAACGGAUUCCAUGAACAGUGUUUUUAAAUUUAAACAGACUAAAUUUUCGGACAAACAGUCAGAACGACGCAGCAAACUCUCUACAGACAGUACAUGCAAUAAAAAGACCGACUCCAAAUUAAAUGAAUCUUCUAACACUGUACCUAGUUGUAGUAGUGAUAGGUUAAAAGAUGAAACGGAGUCUUUCGGCGGCCUGAUCAGUGCCUGUUCCUCUUCUAGUCAGAUGGUAAAUGGCGAGUCUAACGAAACAGUGAUAGAAGUGACACCACCACUAACUUCAGAUAGCGUUGACGCACCAGAUGCUGUUGAGAUGACUGAACAAACUAGUGGUCACAAUCUGGUGGAGGAGGACAUCGUUACGUCGUCAGAUGACUCUUCAGAUGAGGAAAAUACGAACGAUGUUGAGCUCACCUGACUCUAAGGGCCAUGUGAGCAUAUGGCGUGGCGUGGCGUCCAUACAUCAUUCGUCAACGUUUUACCUUUUUGACUUCUCCUCAAGUGCCACCAAACAGAUUUCAACCAAACUUGUUCCAAAUGACCCUUGCAUGGCUCUAACAAAGUCUUGUUACUUUUCGGGACAACUUGAAAUCCAAGAUGGCCGUCCGAGACAAUUUUUCAACUUCUCAAACCAGGCAUAUUUCAACAAAACUUAAUAUAAAUCUUCUCGUGGAUUUGACCAAGUGUUAUUUUUCGGGCGGAAUCAAAAUUCAAGAUGACUGCCAUAGCCUCUGAUUGGGUUAGGUAUUUUAAAAUUCUUCUCAAGUUCCAUCAUGCAGAUUUGAAUCAAACAUGAUACAAAUGAUUUUAUCAUGGCCUCCGCCAAUUGUUGUUAUUUUUCUCACCGAUUUCAAAUAUAUAUGGCUGUUCUGGCCUCUGACUGGCUAAAAGAAAAUUCGACUUUUCCUCAAGAUCCACCAUGUAUAUUAAAUUUCAACCAAAGAUGGUACAAUUAAUCCUGUCUGGUACAAUUGAUCCUGUCUGAUACAAUUGAUCUUUUCUGAUACAAUUGAUUCUGUCAUGACUGACCAUCGCCAGUUUACAUCUUCAUGUAUUCCCUAAUUAUGUCACAGGUGAAAUUAGAUUUCGCAAAAUGUCAAGGCAUAUGUUGUGAUAAAAGUGAAUCAUUUAUUGUCUCGGGUUACAAUACAUACAUGAUAUUAUUCACAUCUUUCAUUUCAUUUCAUUGCAAAUUAUCUUCGUGCUUAUAUCCAAUUAAGUUUCAUACACCUCAGUUAUCUGGGCUGUCUGUCCAGGACAG
This is a messenger RNA of Gigantopelta aegis, 3486 nucleotides long. RefSeq names its product cyclic nucleotide-gated channel rod photoreceptor subunit alpha-like. The transcript has 24 exons. Lineage: Eukaryota; Metazoa; Mollusca; Gastropoda; Neomphalida; Peltospiridae. Gene Ontology annotation, cellular component: membrane. Gene Ontology annotation, molecular function: protein-containing complex binding; monoatomic ion channel activity. The record is from RefSeq and is a predicted model, not a curated record. Gene Ontology annotation, biological process: monoatomic ion transport; transmembrane transport. Bases 109 to 2643 code for a protein of 844 amino acids.